AUGUCUCAAUUCACAGAGCAAGAGUUCUUCGGCGGAGCCAUUCGAGGCGUCGUGCCACAAGGCUGGAUUGAUUCGAGCACUCUCCGCGAGGUCCCCGACCACCAAGAGCUAUGGCUCUCACCAACCACUCUCUCCAACCUAAUCAUCGAAAUCAACCAGCGCGUCCCACAAGACGAAGCUCUCAGCACCUUUGCCACGCUCAACCAGCAACUCACCGCCGCCCCAGGCAGCGGUAGCGCUGCACCCGCAACGACAGAAACUGUCGACCAAGCCGCCGCCCUGCACCACCUACACGAUCUCUGCGACGAAGGCGACACCAUGCAGGUGAUCAAGUCGCCCACGCGCGUCGACGUCCAGCUUGCUUCUUCCUCGCCUACCCCUUCCGGUGUCCGGGCGUAUCGCGGCAUUGUGUCCUUCACGACGCCGGUGCGCGGCGGCGGUGGACGCAUCCCUGCGUCGGCUGAGGGGUCUGCUGCUGGUGUUGCGGAUGCCGGAAUGUUGGGCGCGCAGGUGGAUGAGGUUUCUAAUGGUUUGCCGCAGGUUUCGAGGUUGACGUGCCAUUUCUUGAUUGUUAGACUUGAGGCGCAGGAUACGGAUUUGUUGGUCUUCUUUAAUGUGCCUCAUGAGGAGUUUGAUAAGACUGGGGAUCCUAAUGGGUUGUCUGUUGAGGAGGUUCUUGCUGAAGAGACUAUUGGGGCUUUGACUGGGAGAUUGCAGAUUUGUGAUUGGGGUCUAUUUGUUUAG
Molecule: messenger RNA, 744 nt
Organism: Penicillium roqueforti
Lineage: Eukaryota; Fungi; Ascomycota; Eurotiomycetes; Eurotiales; Aspergillaceae
Gene: mog1
Product: Ran GTPase-binding protein MOG1
Exons: 2
Coding region: 1-744 (247 amino acids)
Biological process (GO): protein import into nucleus
Cellular component (GO): nucleus
Molecular function (GO): small GTPase binding; guanyl-nucleotide exchange factor activity
Source: RefSeq, a predicted model, not a curated record